GAUGGGCGGGGUGAAGUACAGCUGACAUCCAGUCCAAAGAGCUCCCUUUACGCAGAAGAAAGCGAACAGGUCCAGCGCUCAUAACAGUUAACUUUAUCACCAUUUUUUUUAAAUAUAGAGGAGGAAGAGUGCUGAUUUUACGUAUUCAGCCCAUUUAAUUUGGAAUAUAUAUCUUUUUGAUAUUGAGCGAGAGAUAACAUUUAGGAUCGACGCGUUGGAAGAACCGGAGAAGCGAUAGUUGGGGUGCAUGCCAACCAAGUGCGACUUGCUAUCUUAUUCAUGCAAAUUCAUAAAGUCAUCAUAGGCGUGCCUUUGGGCGAUGGAGUCACAGUCGGACGACCAUACCCCUUGGAGGAACAUCAGCGAUCUGCAAAGCCUGUGAUGUGCAGACAGUGCAGUGUUCGGACACAUUGACAUCAGCAGCAGCAGCACCUCGGACAUGUUUCGCAAGUUCUAAAAAAAGGCGAAAGGAAAGACGAGACGGGCACACUUCUCUCUACAACUCUUCUUGACCAUCGAGUCGAGCCUCCUUCGUUCUGCGACACACUCGCAAGGAUUUUAUACGUUCCGUUGACAGCCUUCCAUACCCCCAAUUUCUUGGUGUAGUGUGCCAUUUUAAAUUACUUGACUAAAUUAUUUUUAAAAAAUCAGCGAUUUAGUCGAGGUGGGUUUAGAUUAUACUGUAGCGAGUCUCGCUGAUGAAGCCCAACAAGCAGCGGUCAACUUAAUACAACUCGCUCCCAGUCUAUCUCCCUUAACUUCUUGAAAAACUUCCACCAGAUCCACUUAAUAUCACUGUACACUUUGAAUUAUCUUCCCACGAUGUCCGAGGACGACAUCAGCUCCGCCGCCACCGGCAGCUCGGUGCCCGGGCUGCCCGACGGCAGCAGAAGCAGCAGCAGCAGCAGCAGCAGCAACGUCAGCGUCCUGAGCUGGGAGCAAGUGCAGCGUCUCGACGCCAUCCUCACGGAGACCAUCCCCAUCCACGGCCGGGGCAACUUCCCCACCCUGGAGGUGAAGCCAGGGCAGAUCGUCAAGGUGGUGCGUAGUCGGAUGGAGGAGAAGCACAUCCACGUCCGCGACGUGCGGCUGAACGGCUCCGCCGCCAGCCACGUCCUCCACGAGGACAGCGGGCUGGGCUACAAGGACCUGGACCUCAUCUUCUGCGCAGACAUGAAGGGGGAAAGUGAUUUCCAGAUCGUGAAGGACAUUGUUUUGGACUGUCUUCUAGAUUUUCUGCCCGACUGCGUCAACAAAGAGAGAAUAUCGCCGUUAACGUUAAAGGAAGCAUAUGUGCAAAAGAUGGUGAAAGUGUGCAACGACUCGGACCGUUGGAGCCUCAUCUCGCUCUCCAACAACCGGGGGAAGAACGUGGAGCUAAAGUUCGUGGACUCUCUCCGGCGGCAGUUUGAGUUCAGCGUGGACUCCUUCCAGAUCCGCCUGGACUCCCUGCUGCAGUUCUACGAGUGCUCCGAGAACCCCAUGGCUGAGACCUUCCACCCCACCGUCGUGGGCGAGAGUGUUUACGGCGACUUCGGCGCGGCCCUGGACCACCUGUGUCACAAGGUUAUCUGCACGCGCAACCCCGAGGAGAUCCGCGGCGGGGGGCUCCUCAAGUACUGCCACCUGCUGGUGAGGGACUUCCGGGCGGAGUCAGAGACGGAGAUGAAGUCGCUGCAGCGCUACAUGUGCUCCCGCUUCUUCAUCGACUUCUCGGACAUCGGCGAGCAGCAGCGCAAGCUCGAGUCCUACCUGCAGAACCACUUUGUGGGGCUGGAGGACCGCAAGUACGACUACCUGAUGACGCUGCACGGCGUGGUCAACGAGAGCACCGUGUGCCUGAUGGGGCACGAGAGGCGCCAGACCCUGGGGCUGAUCGCCAUGCUGGCGGUGCGCGUGCUGGCCGAGCAGAACGUUAUCCCCAACGUGGCCAACGUCACCUGCUACUACCAGCCCGCCCCCUACGUGGCAGACGGCAACUUUAGCAACUACUACAUAGCGCAGGUGCAGCCCAUGUUCGCCUGCCAGCAGCCCGCCUACUCCACCUGGCUGCCGUGUAACUGAGCUCCGGUUCCGGCCGAGGGAAAACGCAAGGGAGAGUCAGAGCGGUUGGUUUUGAGGAAGUGCCGGCCAAACCUUGAACCCCCCCCCCCCCC
Gadus chalcogrammus (walleye pollock) is the source of this 2156-nucleotide messenger RNA. It is a transcript of the gene tent5aa, whose product is annotated as terminal nucleotidyltransferase 5Aa. Lineage: Eukaryota; Metazoa; Chordata; Actinopteri; Gadiformes; Gadidae. The transcript is spliced from 2 exons. Bases 823 to 2064 code for a protein of 413 amino acids. Gene Ontology annotation, biological process: mRNA stabilization. The record is from RefSeq and is a predicted model, not a curated record. Gene Ontology annotation, molecular function: poly(A) RNA polymerase activity; RNA binding.